Molecule: messenger RNA, 1289 nt
Organism: Dendroctonus ponderosae (mountain pine beetle)
Lineage: Eukaryota; Metazoa; Arthropoda; Insecta; Coleoptera; Curculionidae
Product: luciferin sulfotransferase
Exons: 5
Coding region: 266-1258 (330 amino acids)
Biological process (GO): sulfation
Cellular component (GO): cytoplasm
Molecular function (GO): sulfotransferase activity
Source: RefSeq, a predicted model, not a curated record
AGAAUGUGGCUACAAUGAUAUUCUUGAUAUAUUAGGUACACGUGUCCACAAUUAAUUAUAUUUAUAAUUUAUGAAAAUGUUAUUAAGGCUCUAUUUCAGGACUGAUACUGUGGAUUUUAUUGCAUUUAAAAUAUCGGGGGAAAAUAAUUGUUUUAACUAUCAGUAACAUGCGUAACUAUAUAAAUUAUUGAAACUCUAUGUUGAACUGUAGGUAAAAUAUAACUUUAGUCCAGACAUAAAUUCGAAACUAGUUGAGUUUGCUACCAUGGUCAUUGAGACCAUAGAUAUUGUGGAAAAUAUGAGACUGGAAAGUGUUUUGCAGAAAUACUUUACUAGCAGUUUCCGUAAAGGGUAUAUCAGUGUUGACGGGGUUACAAUGCCGAUGCGAUUUGGAGAUUUACAAAACGAUAUUGAUAAUUUCAAUAUGCAUGAGGAAGAUGUAUGGAUUUGCAGCUUUCCAAAAACUGGCACGACAUGGACUCAAGAAAUGGUGUGGAUGAUAAUGAACAAUCUGAACUUUGAAGAAGGGCGUGUUAAUUUAGGUGCCCGAUCUCCGUUUUUGGAGUUGUCUGCAAUCUUCGACUUUAGACAACAUAUGCGAGAUGUUAAAGGUUUCGAAGUGCCGUUAUACCUGCAGGAUUCUGUAGAGUUUGUAAAAAAUCAAAAAAGUCCUGCUUGCAUAAAAACACACUUACCAUUUAAUCUAUUGCCUAAAGACAUACAAACUGGAGUGAAGAAACCAAAGAUUAUUUACAUUUCCCGAAAUCCGAAAGACGCUUGUGUGUCCUACUUUCAUCAUUCCAAGUUGCUGGAGGGAUAUACUGGAAAUUUUAACGAUUUCGCAAAAUUGUUUCUAGCAGGAAAAUUAUCAUUUGCCCCAUAUUGGAAUCACGUCAUACCAUUUUGGAAUAAACGGAACCAGGAUAACGUACUUUUCUUGACCUAUGAGGAAAUGAAGGAGAAUCUACCGGAAGUUACAGAACGAACUGCAAUAUUUCUGGGAAAGAAACUCACUGCCGAACAAAUUGAGAUUUUAGCCAAACACCUCAGCUUUGAGAACAUGAAGAAUAACUCUGCAGUGAACCAAGACACCAUUACACAAGUAGCUAAAAAAUACAAACUGUCUGAACAUGAUACUGUUUUUAUGAGAUCAGGAAUUGUUGGCAGCUAUAAGGCGGACAUGAGUCCUGAUUUAGUUGACGAAUUCAACCACUGGAUUCAGAAGAAUACGCAACACUCAGAUUUCAGUAUCUACUAAGUAAAUAAACACAUCAAUAUUUAGAAAUUAA